AUGUGGAACUCCUUCAACGCUGUCGCCAACAGAGUGAAGAGCACGGCCAAAGUCAUUGCUGCCGAAGCCUACGAAACCGCCAACGAGCUGCGAUCCAUUCACCAGGAUGCAGUCGGGUCCUCAGUGGCUGACGCUGCCUCCUGGUUUGCCGGGGACCAUGCGCUGUCAGCGACAGACAGCGAGCCCGGCGCGCCGCCCGUGUCCACCAUCCCAGUCCCUCUUCCAGCGGGGGGCGCCGCGCCAGACUCCUCCGCACACGCAGCUGGAGAGGGAAGCUGGAGAGAGCUGCAGGCCGCUCAGGCGGAGAUCGCGUUGCUGUGUGACGCCAAGGCCGAGGCGCAGGCACAGCUGCAGGCCCUGCGCCUCGAGCUGGCCCAGGCGCACUCCAGCCAGGAGGCACGUGUCGCGCAGGGUCUUGUCGAGGCCGAGGCCAGGGCCGCCUCCCACCAGUGCAGCAUCGAAGCGCUGACGAGGGAGGUGGAGGCUGAGCGUGCCGAGGUUGCCCACCUGCGCCGGGCGGCGGAGGAGGCCAGCCGGCGGGAGGCGGCGUCUGAGGAGGCGGCGGCGGCCUACCGGCGGGAGGUGGACCCGCAGCUGCUUCGGCAAGCCAGGGAGUUGGAGUUGCUCAAGCUGAGGCUUGCAGAGGCGGAGGAAGCCCGGGCUCGCUUGGAAGAGGCGCAGGGUGAGGAGGCGCAGCGACGCCAGGCCCAGGAUGCCUCCCAGGAGGAAGAGGUUUCUGCCAUGCUGGCUUCCUUGCAGCGAGAUGUGCAGACCCUGCAGCGUGAGCUGGCGUCACGGGACCGCGACAUCGCAUCCUACGAGGUCAAGCUGGAAAGCAUGCACGACGCCCUGGCGCAGGCGCAGGGGGAGGCGGAGGCCGCGUCGCGCGCGCGAGAGCAGGAGGCCGCCCGCUCCCGCGACGAGCUGGGCGAUGCGAGGGCUGAGGCUGCAGAGCUGCAGGGUCAGGUCCAGGCUGCCCGACAGGAAGCCAUCAGCGUGCGGCAGGAGGCUGAGCAGGCGCUGGCUGUCCUCCAGCGGCAGCUGGAUGCAGCCAGGGCAGCAGAGGCCCACCUCGCCAGCGCCCAUUCACCCGCCCGCGCCGCUGAAGCCGAGGAGCGGCUGCGGCGCGAGGUGUCCGAGGCACGGGAGGCCGCCGCUCAGGCCAGCGCCCAGGCCAGCGCUGCACAGAGGGAGGCACACCGCUUCGGCCGGGACCUGGACGAGGCGCGUGGGGCGCUGGACCUCCUGGAAAGCGAGAAGAACGCCGCCGUGGCCGAGGCAUCCGCCGCGCGGGACAGGGUGGCGCUGCUGGAGGCAGACCUCAGGGCCGCAGCGGCCGCUGCAUCGUCCAGUCCUUUGCCCGCCGGUGCAGGGGUUCUGGCAGAUGAGCUGGAGGCUGAGGUUGCCGCCCUGCGUGCCAGGCUCCGCGAGCUGGAGGCCGAAGCGGCCGGGGCUGCGCUGGCGAGGCAGCAGCUGGCGAGGCUAAAGCAGCAGAUGCUGACGGAACAGGACGACGAGGAGGAGAAGGUGAGGUGGCGCGUGGACGCGGAGGUCAAGAUGGAGCUGGAGCGGCUGAGGAGGUCGGGGGAGGUCGCCGAGGCGGGGUCCGAGGCCCUCGACGCCGCCCGCGCCGAAGCCGCGAAGUGGCAGGCCGCCGCCGCGGCGCGGGAUGCGGAGCUGGCAAACCUCAACCAUGCGCUGGAGGAGCUGUCCUACGAAAGCGAGGCGGCGGAGCGCCUCCGCGGCGAGGCCGUGGCCCUGACGUCGGCGCUGGCCAGCGCCCGGAACGAGGGUGACGCCCAGCGCCUGGCCGCGCUGAGGGCAGAGGAGGAGAGGCGCGAGGCCGUGGCCCGAGCCCAGGAGGCGGAGGCGGCCGCCGCGGCCGCCAGGAGGGAGACCACGGCAGCCGCCGUGCGUCUGGCCGAGGCGCAGCGCGCAUGUGAGGCCGCGGAGAGGCGCGCGGCCUCGCUGAGCGCCGACGCCGGGGCCAGCAUAGAUCGGCGCAUCGUCGUCAAGAUGCUGGUGUCUUUUUUCGAGCGAGGCGGGAGCGGCGAGGUGCUGGACCUCAUGGCCAGGAUCCUUGGACUGACGGACGAGGACAAGGGAAAGAUUGCCGCCAGCCAGCGCGCCACAGGCCGGCGGACGGGCAGCACGAGUCUGGCGGGGGAUGUGGUGGGUCGGUCGACGCCCGCGGCGCCCCAGCCCGCGUCCUCCUUGGCGACCUCCUGGAUAGACUUCCUGGAAGAGGAGGCGGCAGCAGCGGCCAGCGAGGAGGGCGAUGCAUCGCUCGGCCGCCCCGUAGGCCCCGGCCCAGCUGCCAGUGGGGCACCCGCCAUCCUCCCGCCCUACACGCCCCUGACGGCGCAGGGCCCACCACCCUUUGGGCGAGCGCCCUACCCCAACCUGAGCAGCGGGCCGCCCCCUGUCCUGGGCCUGCCCGACAUGCCAGACAUCUAG
Molecule: messenger RNA, 2457 nt
Organism: Auxenochlorella protothecoides
Lineage: Eukaryota; Viridiplantae; Chlorophyta; Trebouxiophyceae; Chlorellales; Chlorellaceae
Product: Golgin candidate 3
Exons: 8
Coding region: 1-2457 (818 amino acids)
Biological process (GO): endoplasmic reticulum to Golgi vesicle-mediated transport; Golgi organization
Cellular component (GO): Golgi apparatus
Molecular function (GO): small GTPase binding
Source: RefSeq, a predicted model, not a curated record